Messenger RNA from Miscanthus lutarioriparius, 1533 nucleotides. The record is from the annotation of a GenBank genome assembly. NCBI's taxonomy places the organism in Eukaryota, Viridiplantae, Streptophyta, Magnoliopsida, Poales, Poaceae.
AUGGACACUAGUAUUGUCAUUUCUGCAGUAGCAAGCGAGCUAGUGAGCCGGUUCAUCUCCUUCCUUUCCAAGCAGUACAGCAGCAGCACAUGUCUGAAGCAAAACCUACAAGAGCUGCAGCGUCUCCUUCUCAGAGCUCACACCAUCGUCGAGGAGGCCGAGGGACGGUACGUGUCCAACUCAGGGAUGCUGGCGCAGCUCAGGACUCUGACAGAGGCCAUGUUUCGAGGGUACGAUGUGCUGGACACCUGCAUGCCGUUGGAGCAGCUCGGAGAUGAAGCAGAGGAGGAGGUGAGUGGUUUUCACCACACAUGGCCGCCUUUCGCAGUCAUCACCAGACGACGCGCUGAUGAUUUGGCGAAAUCCGGUGCUCUGAGUCUGAGGCCUCUUAAGCAUCAUCAGGUAGAGAGCACAGUUAGAAACUUAGAAACCACUGUGGCUAGCAUGGCUGAAUUCGUCGUGCUUUUAACGGGAUGCGAACGACGCAUGUCUCGCAGCCCCUACAGUAGCUAUCUCUACAUCGACAACUUCAUGUUUGGUCGCCAAGUUGAGAAGCAGCAAGUGAUCACCAUCUUGACUACGAAGGAGGAUGAUGACCCGUCUAGGCCUACUGGGGCGGCAAUAACCGUGCUGCCUAUCAUUGGAGGCUGCAGGGUCGGCAAGAAGACUUUGGUUUGGAACAUCUGCAGCGACGACAGGAUCCGUUCCUGCUACCCUUGCAUCCUCCAUUUCAGCGGAGACGAGAUUCAGAGAAUCGACUACGAAGAAAAGUUCUGCAGGUACGUCAGGACUCUGGUCACCGUCGAGUUUGCCUCGGACGUGGCUGACGAGGAAUGGCUCAAGUUUCAGUCGUUGCUGGUAGCAUCCACAGGUCCAGGAAGCAAGGUGAUCAUCAUAAGCAGGCUGGAGAAACUCGCCAGGUUUGGGACGGUGAGCCCGGUGCGGAUCGGCAGCCUGUCGCGCGAGGAGUACAGGUACCUGUUCAAGGUGCUCGCGUUCGGCAGCGCCGACCCGGCGGACCACCCACGGCUAGCCUUGCUAGGGAGGGAGCUGGCGACGGUGUUCCGGGGCUCGCUCGUCAUGCUCAACGUGUACGCCUCCGUGCUCAGGAGCAGCCUCAGCGUCCGUCUCUGGACGCGUGUCCUGGAGCUCUUCAGAGCGAUGGCACGCAGGAAUCUGGCCGUGUUCGGUGAGCAUCCGACGACUCUUCUCGAGAGAGACGGCAGCGCGGUUGACAUCACCGAGUUCUCGCCGCUGUCUGGGGCGGCGGCGUCGUUCCGGCUGGUGCUGCUGACGACGACGACAGCUGCGAAGGGUGGUGGUGCUUCGGACGACGGCGCAGAAGUGUUGCCGACGAUGUCGUUUGGGGACACAAUAGCGGGCGCUGAGAUCCUGCCUGAUCGAUUUCGGUUGGUUUGGAAAUCAAGGCUGCCGCCUUAUACUGUCAUCUGUGCAAAUUGCGCUGCAGAGAAGAAGCCUCAGCACCCGGUGUCAGUGUCACCAAGGAGCAAGCGUCAGAAGUUGUGUAUGUAA